AGGUUUUAUCUCUGUUAUACUUGAAUCUUUAAAAGUCUGUUUUCUUCUUCCCUCGUAUCAUGUCUGUUUUCUUGGUUUGUUUUGUUUUAAUGUGAUAUUUAAUAGAUAAACGAAUUUUUUUUAAAAAAAUCGAUUAUCAAUUUUACAAUAUUCUACUCAUAAAAACAGUAAACUUUUUUGGAAAUACUUUAAUCUUUUGUAAUGUGUAUGGUACCUUAAAAUUUUAAAUGGAUUUAACAAGUAUAAGGUACAAUCUGAAUUGCAGUUGGGAAGUGCCUGAUAAAUGUCAAUUAAAGGAUGUAAUAACUUUCGGCGACGCUGACGAUCCGUUAGAAAGAAGCCGAUACGAAGAUGAGAUUGAACACACAAUAAACGAGGAACAGUUUUUGAAAUUGAGCAAAUCGGAUGGGAACGAGAACUGUAUGUUGUCUAUUACUUUAGAAGAUCCUUGUCUAAAAAUAGUCAAAUUAUCAAUUGUCUGCGAGGCACGCAUGGUAGAAUUGUAUGGCAAAUUUGGUGAAUAUGUUGGUACAGAAAUUUGCACACUGCUGGAUUCCUCUUUGAACAUAAGUUUUUAUAAUGUUCAACCGAAUAUCUACCCCUCAAAAGAAGUAUCCAUCAAAUUUUUGGGCAUAAAAAAUUCAGUAUGGAUUUACGGUGUCAAGCUCCUGUUGAGGUAUGAACAACCUACACAACCUUCUUUUUUUGAUUUUAACAACGUUGAGGAGAUUCUUAAAUGUUCGAAAAUACCAAUUUCUGAUAAGGCCGAACGGGCGAAAAGGUUUCUUCAACAUUUCACUAACGGUCUUACCAAUCGUACAAAGAUCGAUCACCAAGUUUUAAUAAAGAUGUUGGAGGACAAUUACUUAAACCAAUUCACGACUGUUGGUGAAAUGGGCAAGAAUAUGACUAAAUAUUUUUCAAACUUGAUGCCGGGAUCAACUGAUGAUAACGGAGAUAAUAACAAAAGUCUUAAUGAGUUGAAACUCUAUGUUGACAAAAGCAUUCAGCAGUUGGAAGAGAGAGUGUAUCAGACAAUAAACCAGCAGUUUAAAGAUUUUGAAACAAAACAAAAUAAAAAGUUAGAUACCAUUAUACAACUUUUACAAAAAAGUUGAUAAAUUAUAAUCUUCAUCAACAAAUUUGACCAAAUAAUGUGUAAAUAAAACAUACACAAAUUAUUACAACACAUAUUUCAAAUAUGUUCAUGUUCCAUAUUACUGUAAUAUCUUUGGUUAUAAUUUAGUAUGACUGUAAAUAAAUUCUAUAAAAACAGCUUUGGCUGAGGGCAUAAGUGAUUUGUAUUCUGUGUUAAAUUGUUUCUACAUGAGUUUGAAUUAUUCCUGCUUGUCAGAUUAAUGUAAUUGUCUAAGUACAUCUUAAAAGUGUUGAUUUCUUCUAAUAACAAUAACAUAUUAAUAACACACUUGGCAUUAUUUAUAAAUAAACUACAGGAAAGCUUUAAUUAAAACAACUAACUAGAGGUUAAGCAGGUCAUUGGUGGCCUCAACAGUUUAGGCAUUGUCACAGUGCUUGUAACAUACUUGCAAACGGGCAUUUUUUCAAAAACACCGGCACCCUGAGGUUUUAUUCAACCUUGUAAAAAGAAAAAAAGGGUUAAAUCUUGAAUAAAUUAGAUUGUUUUUUGUGUGAUUUGCGUCACAUUCUGUGGUUGUCAAAAUUCUGAAAUAAGUCUGACCAGUCAAGGAGAUCAAACCAGCAGCUUCAUUUCACAGAUAUCAACACAAUUUCAAGAUUAGUUUGAGAACAAACAAUAAAUAAAUUUUUUAUUUACUUAUUUUUUAAUAAAUUAGAAUUUUUGCCUUGUACAAGUAUAAUUUUCCUGGGUGCUUAGAUAUAACUACAAAAUGUAAACUAAUCUCUAAACUGUAUUUUAAAUUGUAAGUAAUUAAAUUUAGUCUAUUUAAAGAAAUUUGUCAUGUGUGAGAACUUUCAGAAUGAUGCUCAAUUUAAGUUUAAUAAAUCUUAUGUCCUACAUUUUUCAUAUUACACAUA
Molecule: messenger RNA, 2016 nt
Organism: Cimex lectularius (bed bug)
Lineage: Eukaryota; Metazoa; Arthropoda; Insecta; Hemiptera; Cimicidae
Exons: 4
Coding region: 228-1118 (296 amino acids)
Source: RefSeq, a predicted model, not a curated record